AAUUCCAAUCUUUAUCUAUAGGCGCUGACCCUAUCCAACCAGGCCAGGAAGCAGUACACCAUUGGAGAAACAGUGAACCUGAUGUCUGUGGAUGCCCAGAAGCUCAUGGAUGUGACUAGCUACUUUCAUCUGCUGUGGUCAGAUGUUCUGCAGAUUACUUUAUCUAUCUACUUCCUAUGGGCAGAGCUGGGACCCUCCAUCUUGGCAGGUGUUGGGGUGAUGGUACUCCUAAUUCCAGUUAAUGCGAUACUUGCUGCCAAGAGUAGAGCUAUUCAGGUAAAAAAUAUGAAGAACAAAGACAAACGGUUAAAGAUCAUGAAUGAAAUUCUCAGUGGGAUAAAGAUCCUGAAAUAUUUUGCUUGGGAACCUUCAUUCAAGAACCAAGUUCACGAACUUCGGAAGAAAGAACUCAAGAACCUGCUGACUUUUGGGCAGAUGCAGUCUGUAAUCGUGUUUCUCUUAUACUUAACUCCAGUCCUGGUGUCUGUGAUCACAUUUUCAGUUUACGCUCUGGUGGAUAGCAAUAAUGUUUUGGAUGCAGAAAAGGCCUUCACCUCCAUCACCCUCUUCAAUAUCCUGCGCUUUCCCCUGAGCAUGUUUCCCAUGGUAAUCUCCUCCAUUCUCCAGGCCAGCGUUUCCAGAGACCGGCUAGAACAGUACCUGGGAGGGGAUGACUUGGACCCCUCCGCCAUUUGCCGCCUUGACUGCAAUUUUGACAAAGCAGUGCAGUUCUCAGAGGCCUCCUUUACUUGGGACCAGGACUCAGAAGCCACCAUCCGAGAUGUGAACCUGGACAUUAUGCCAGGCCAAUUGGUGGCUGUGGUAGGCACUGUGGGCUCUGGGAAGUCCUCCUUGAUGUCAGCCAUGCUGGGAGAAAUGGAAAAUGUCCAUGGGCACAUCACCAUCAAGGGCACCAUAGCCUAUGUCCCCCAGCAAUCCUGGAUCCAGAACGGCACCAUAAGGGACAACAUCCUUUUUGGAUCAGAGCUGGAUGAAAAGAGAUACCAGCAGAUUCUGGAAGCCUGUGCCCUCCUCCAAGACUUGGAAGUGCUGCCUGGAGGAGACCUGGCUGAGAUUGGAGAGAAGGGUAUAAAUCUCAGUGGGGGUCAGAAGCAACGGAUUAGCCUGGCCAGAGCUAUCUAUCAGAAUUCAGACAUCUAUGUUCUGGAUGACCCCCUGUCAGCCGUGGAUGCUCAUGUGGGAAAACAUAUUUUCAAUAAGAUCUUAGGUCCCAAGGGCCUAUUGAAAGGCAAGACUCGACUCUUGGUGACGCAUAGCAUUCACUUUCUUCCCCAAGUGGAUGAGAUCGUGGUUCUGGGGAAUGGCACCAUCUUGGAGAAGGGAUCCUACAGCACUCUGCUGGCCAAGAAAGGAUCGUUUGCUAAGAUUCUGAAGACAUUCACAAAACAGACUGGUCCUGUGGAAGAGGCCACAGGUAUGUAAGGAAGAUUGGAACAAAAUAAAGCUUGGGUAUGGAAAGGGUAGGAGUGAUAAACUGCUAUUUACUUCCUGAACUAUUAAGUAUCCAGUAGAUUAGAUUUGGAAGUGAAUUAUCCAGAGAUCCAAAAUCUGUUCUUUCUGUAUUAUGUCUCUGUAAAGAAACAGACAUAGAAACUCUGUGCCUGAGCCAAACUGGGGGCUCAUCUUGCUCAUAUGGUCUCUGACAUGCAGUUGAUGGACACUAGAAGGGCAUGACUAAAGAUUUAGGGUGAUUAGCCCUUGUGGAAAAAACACUAGUGGCAUCAGGGGCCCCUUUUUAGGGGUGCUGUGCUUCUAUUGAUUCAAAUGACACAUCCCACCCCACCUACCCUGAAUCCACUAAAACCACUUCCUGGACAGCUUUAUAGGCUGGUACUGAUAGGGUACUGCAAAAUUCUUGAUAAGCCCUAACAAAGGCAUCUUGACCAAUAUACCAAAAACCACUGGGUGUUUCAAAUCAGGGAAGAUCAUGGCAGUUGCAUGGUCUCACAGUAUACCACAGGAACAGACCCUAAUACCACCACCACUGGCGUCAUCAAUUAGUUCUAGUCAGCAAUGGCCCUGAUCCCUGAGGACCUUCCCAAGAAUCUGCCAACAGCAGUCCUGUACAUAGUUCUAGGUAUCUGCUUCGGGUAGCAGUCACCAGCCCGAGAUCAAGCCUGAGAAAGCAAGAUCUGGAGGGUGCAUCCCAAAAGUCAGUUGGGAGAAGGAGUAGCUACAGAGCCUGCAAGUGGGGACUCAUGCAGGUGUUGAAGUCAGGAAAUGUGUUCAAAACCACCCUGGGGAGCACAGGAGAUGGAAAGAGAAGUCUAAACCAGGAAGUCUGUAAGUGUUGGGGAUACGGCAGGAGCAAAGAACAGGAUGCUAUGGGUGACUGGCAGCCAUCCCAGGAAACGGGGGCAGGAGCACCAUGAACCAGCAGAAAGAAAGAGGCCAGAAUUUUCCAUCAGCCCUUAUGUACUCUAGGCACUGGCCUGGAGAAAACUAAAAAACACCUGCUUGGGGACCAAAUGUCCAAGCCAAAGGGCAGUGUCUGAUGCCUAAUUCCCCUGAGUCAUUGCUCAGUCAACCACAUCACCAAGACCUGCUCCAACAGUUUCCUUGUGCUAAGUCUAGCCUUCCCCCCACCCCCACCCCUGCCGCCUUUGGCCAUGAUCUGAAUUUCUGGAUUCUGUUAUAAACCCCCAUGGGUGGGUGUCUCCUUUGAAGAAUCCUGUCCUUUAUGUACAAAGGUCAGUUUGCAAAACAGCUCAUCCAGCCUUUGUUCUGGUAAACACUGAUUAUCUAUUUCUGAGCAAUGCCUGGCAUGCUGCUGUUGUUGGUUCUGGGACUCAAGGUAUAGGCCAUGACAUGGCAGAAUGAAGGGAAGGACAGGAGGGCAAGGUGACCUGUAUCAAUACUGGUUUGCCGUAUUAGUUUCUUAAUUAGCUGCCAUAGCAAAGCACUACAAACUGAGUGGCUUAAACAAUAGACAUUUAUUUUCUCACCGUUCUGGACGCUAGAAGUCCAAAAUCACGGUGUUGGCAGGAUUCGUUCUUUCUGAAGGUAAUGGGGAAGGACAUGUUCCAGGCUUCUCUCCUAGAUUCUGGGGCUUUGUUGGCAAUCUUUGGCAUUUUUGGCUUGUAGACACAUCACAUUGUUCUCUGCCUUCACCUUCAUGUGGUUUGCAUGUGUGCAUCUACAUCCAAAUUUCCCCUUUGUAUAAGGACAUCAGACAUAAUGCAUUAGGGGCCCAUCCUACUCCAGUCUGACCUCCUCUUAACUAAUUACAUCUACAAUGAGGCUAUUUCCAAAUAAGGUCACAUUCU
Messenger RNA from Leptonychotes weddellii (Weddell seal), 3287 nucleotides. The record is from RefSeq and is a predicted model, not a curated record. Lineage: Eukaryota; Metazoa; Chordata; Mammalia; Carnivora; Phocidae.